AUGGCGGGAGGAAUAGUGUUGGGAGACACGACGUACACGAAGGUGUUUGUGGGAGGAUUGGCUUGGGAAACGCACAAGGAGACGAUGAAGAAGCACUUUGAGCAGUUUGGGGAGAUUUUGGAAGCUGUAGUCAUCACCGACAAGGCCUCCGGCAGAUCCAAGGGCUAUGGAUUCGUGACAUUCAAGGAGGCAGAGGCGGCGAGGAAGGCUUGUGUGGACGCUACUCCAGUGAUCGACGGGAGAAGAGCAAAUUGCAACCUUGCCUCUCUCGGUCUUCAAAGAUCUAAACCCUCCACUCCUAACCAUGGAGGAGGAGUAGGAGGAGGGAGGAUUAACAAUAUGAGAGUGAUGAUGAGCACAAUGCAGACUGGUUUUGGACCACCUCAUCCACCACCCACUUUCCCUCACUAUCCCCACCUCCCUCUCAAUCUCUUUGGGUACUCUCCAUACUCGUCAGAUUACUCUCCAUUCCCUACGAGCAUAUACGGCGUGUACGGCUGCAAUUCAGGGGCACAAUACGGAGUAUAUGGAAACGGAAACGGUGGAGGCCGUGGACUAACCGCAGCAGCCGCAUCCGCCGCUCCUUUUUAUCCAUGUGGUGGUGGUGGAAGCAACGGACCUGGUGGAGUCCACUUCUCUCAGCCACAACCAUACUAUCAUCACUUUUCUUCUUAUAACAACCAUCAUCACUACUCUCCUCCAACCAUUUCUCUUCAACAAGGCGUAACCGGUCUUCCGUUUCAGCCACCUCUCAUUCCUUACCGUUAA
Microthlaspi erraticum is the source of this 768-nucleotide messenger RNA. NCBI's taxonomy places the organism in Eukaryota, Viridiplantae, Streptophyta, Magnoliopsida, Brassicales, Brassicaceae. The record is from the annotation of a GenBank genome assembly.